AUGGCUGCUCCUCAUAGUGAGGGUGUAAUGGAAGGUUGGCUCUAUAUAUUUGCCUCCAAUAGGAUAGGGUUGCAUUGCUCACGCAAGAGAUACUUUAUUCUCAAAGAAAGUUUUCUUAGAAGCUUCAAAGAUAAACCCGUUUCCCUGAUGAAGGUAUUCUUCACCUUCACAGUAUAUAAUGCUUCAAAUCAAAUAGAUCAGCUUAAGUUGGGAGCAAGUAGUUCAGAAGAAGCUGCCAAAUGGAUACGUUUAUUGAAGGAUGCUGCAUUGAAGGUUUUAAUUACUCUCUGUGUAGGUUGUUGCCUUAAGACAGAAGCUAAUGUUAUUAUGUAUUUUCAGGAGAAUUCAAACUCAGAAUUGAAUCUUGUGAUUACUUCAAAGAAAAAGCAUUCAUCAUUGAGAAUGGGAGGCUCAAAAAGGACAAAUUGGAAACACUAUGUUGAAUGGAAUUUUCAGUCAUGUAUAUACACUGAAGCAAUGAUCUCUGAUGUUAUUGCUCCCUCCCAAUGGAAGAUUUUUAGUAUUAACAAUGGACUAAGGAUGUUCAAAGAAGCAAGGGAUUGGGAUUCCCAUGGAAAUAAAUGGGGCACUCACCCAGUAAUGAUGGCAGUAGGUGUAGUUGAUGGAACUUCUGAAGAAAUUUUCCAUACUCUUAUGUCUCUGGGGUCAUCAAGAUCAGAGUAA
Molecule: messenger RNA, 684 nt
Organism: Glycine soja
Lineage: Eukaryota; Viridiplantae; Streptophyta; Magnoliopsida; Fabales; Fabaceae
Exons: 6
Coding region: 1-684 (227 amino acids)
Source: RefSeq, a predicted model, not a curated record